Molecule: messenger RNA, 518 nt
Organism: Priapulus caudatus
Lineage: Eukaryota; Metazoa; Priapulida; Priapulimorpha; Priapulimorphida; Priapulidae
Product: tubby-related protein 4-like
Exons: 4
Coding region: 177-518 (113 amino acids)
Source: RefSeq, a predicted model, not a curated record
UAGAGGGCGCCACUGCUAGAGGGGCGCUGUCGCUAGAGAGUGCUGCCGCUAUAGGGCGCCACUGCUAGAGGGCGCUGUCGCUAGAGGGUGCUGUUGCUAGAUCGCGCCGCCGCUAGAGGGGCGCCGCCACCACCGCCACUAGAGGGGCGUCUCUGCCUCCGUCACUAGAGGGCGACAUGCAUCUGUACUUUGAGAAGAACGAGCACGCGCGCAGUGACUGCUCCGUGCUGUCGCUGUCCUGGAUGGGGAAGGUUCCCGACGACUCCCCGGACGACUCCGGAUGGAAGCUCGACCGCUCCAACUACUACCAGGAGGGCUGGCUGGCGUCGGGCAACGUGCGCGGCGUCGUCGGUGUCACGUUCACCGCCUGCCACUGUAGGGCGCCACUCGACCCGCCGCCGCGCAUGAACUUCAACCUUCGCGGCCAUCGCUCCGAGAUGUGCAGAGAUAUGGAUUCUGGUUACACUAGGCGGAGGCCGAACGAGGAAAUCCGAUUGUCAGUGGAUUUGGCACACUGA